AUCAAACCCCAAAGAAGCAGACGACCUCGACAUUGCCAAAACUCUCAAGGAAACCGUCACUAAGUGGCUCGUUCGAGAACAUCAUCUGUGUUAAUUCAGCUCAAGAAUCUUAAAGACGCUCUUGUAGAAUUUGGACUGUGCUUUUCACCAGCUGCGAAGAAAAUGGACAAAUUUAUUACUCGGCCAUUCUCAUCAAAACAAGAACUACGAAACCCACACAGUGAUGAGUCAAAAUCUUCAUAUGAUGAGUCAGAGGUCACAUCCAUUGCGAGUGAGAGGAAGAAAAGCUCUGCUCAUGUUAGGGAGCCAAAAAUUAUGAAAUAUGAUGACCUUUACCUUAACUAUGGCUUCAUAGUAAGCCCAGCAAGUAAAGGCACUGCCCAACCACAGUGUGUUCUUUACUCUCAAAUGCUGUCCAGUGAGAGAAUGAAACCCUCCAAGUUAAUAAGACAGUUGCAGACGAAACAUGGCCAGUAUAUGGAUAAGCCAAGAGUAUUUUUUGGCGUAAGGCAAAAGAACUGCUUGGUAUACAAGUCGGGAUGAAGGUCACUACCACUGUGGAUAAAAGCAAAACAAGAAACGCUAUGUCCGGGAACGAUCGACUGGAGAACAUCAACCCCUUAGUGUUCGCCAAGGCAGAGACGAGGGUAGAGAACGUGACGGACUGGGACGACGAGGUGUACGAUCCCUUUGAUGCCCGCGAGGUGUUUGAUCUGGUGCGCAACAUCAGGGACCCGGAACACCCACUUAGCCUCGAGGAGUUGAAUGUGGUGUCAGAGAGACAGUGUGAGGUGAGCGAUGAGGAGAACUCCGUCAUGGUUCACUUCACCCCCACGAUACCUCACUGUAGUAUGGCUUCACUCAUUGGCCUUAGCAUCAGGCUUAAGCUGUUCCAAGCCCUCCCUGCCAGGAUCAAGGUAGAUGUCCGCAUUACCCCAGGAACUCACUCCUCAGAACACGCCAUUAACAAGCAGCUGAGUGACAAGGAACGUGUGGCUGCUGCUCUAGAAAACCCGCACCUUCUGGAGGUUAUCAACAAGUGUCUUAACCCACAAGGCCAUUAGGAACCAACUACUUGAUCAGAAUUAAGAGAAAUUAUUAUAUUGGUAAAUAUCGAGGGGGGGCUUAAGUGAAACCCACCGGUCGCUCGGAGCCGGUGGAUACCCAGCA
This is a messenger RNA of Homarus americanus (American lobster), 1170 nucleotides long. Its product is annotated as MIP18 family protein galla-2-like. Bases 540 to 1064 code for a protein of 174 amino acids. Lineage: Eukaryota; Metazoa; Arthropoda; Malacostraca; Decapoda; Nephropidae. The transcript is spliced from 6 exons. Gene Ontology annotation, biological process: iron-sulfur cluster assembly. Gene Ontology annotation, cellular component: cytosolic [4Fe-4S] assembly targeting complex. The record is from RefSeq and is a predicted model, not a curated record.